Molecule: messenger RNA, 1050 nt
Organism: Aspergillus ruber CBS 135680
Lineage: Eukaryota; Fungi; Ascomycota; Eurotiomycetes; Eurotiales; Aspergillaceae
Product: shikimate dehydrogenase family protein
Exons: 1
Coding region: 1-1050 (349 amino acids)
Biological process (GO): chorismate biosynthetic process; shikimate metabolic process
Molecular function (GO): shikimate 3-dehydrogenase (NADP+) activity
Source: RefSeq, a predicted model, not a curated record
AUGGCCUCUCAACCAGCCGAAGAACCCAUCACCUCUCCCGCCCACCUCGACGGCGUCGCCUACCUCUAUGGCCACCCCCUCCUAAAUUCCCUCUCUCCUCCCCUCCACCAAACAGUCUACAAUGCCCUCGGCCUCAACUGGACCCAAAUCCCUCUCUCCAGCGUGACAGGUACAUCCGCAACCUACCCGCCGCCCUACACCAAGUCCCCGCCAAUCCCUACAUUUCUGUCCUCGAUCCGUACAAAUCCCAAGUUCGUGGGGAGCUCUGUGACCAUGCCGUGGAAGGUGAAUAUUAUGGCGCAUCUAGAUGAUCUUACUGAGGAUGCGCGGCAAGCGGGGGCUUGUAAUACGAUUUUCCUGAGGAAGGGAGAGGAUGGGAAGACCGAGUAUGUCGGGACGAAUACGGAUUGUAUUGGGAUUCGCGAGGCGCUGGUGCAGAAUAAGCUCCCCGCGACGAAUGGAGAGGAUUCAUUCCGGGGGAAGCCUGCGUUAAUUGUUGGUGGUGGGGGUACUGCGCGCACGGCGGUGUAUGUGUUGCGCAAGUGGUUGGGUGCUAGCAAGAUCUAUAUCGUGAAUCGGGAUCGUGCAGAGGUCGAGGCUAUUCUGAAAGAGGAUGGUGAGAGGAAUCCGAACCCCGUGGCGCCAUUGAUUCAUGUGUCUGAGCCUGCUGUCGCGGCGGGUUUGGAGAAGCCUGCGGCGAUUGUUUCGGGGAUUCCGAAUUACCCGCCCAAAACACCUGAGGAGAUCAAGGCGAGGGAGGUUAUUCAGGCUUUCUUCAACGGUGGAUCGCCGCUGUCUGGCGAUAGCUACAAGGGUGUGAUUCUGGAAAUGUGCUACCACCCCGUUCCAUGGACUGAGAUUGCGCAGUUGGCGUCCGAUGCAGGAUGGAAGGUUAUCUUGGGCUCGGAGGCAUUGAUCUGGCAAGGCUUGGAGCAGGCUCGUCUGUGGACUGGGCAGGAUAUUGCUGCUAAGCCGGGUGUUGUACAGCAAGUGAAGGAUGUGGUUGCCAAGUCGAUUGCUUCGAGGGCGCCGUCAAAGUCGAAUUUGUGA